UAUUCAAUAGUGACCUGCGCUGGGAAUACCGUUUUCUGGACACUCAUCAAUGUUUAGCUUAUAUAGGCAAGGAACAUCGGGUUUAAUUAAGUAUUCUCUUUUCUGCUGGGUUUUCUUGGCAAACUUAACAAAUCCGAUACGGCCACGUUUCAUACUACCUUCUCUCAAAUCCAGAUUUGUCUGGUUCUAGUUCAACUUGGAUAAUAGCUUUAAAGCACACAAUACAGUUGUCAUUAAGCUUAUAACGUUUUCCUUCUGUGAGCAUUUCUCAUUCUAUGACAACGUUCUCCGGACUUCACCAUUUCAAUAUGCUUUCUAAAUAGCUGCAGAUCUAUAGUCAGUUCUUCCAUAUCACUAAGCUUUAGUUCAGUAAUAAAUCAACGAAACAACUGGUGAUUUUUUUUCACUUGAUCGGUCAAUUUAUAGCAGGAAUUUAUAUUUUUAAAAAAAUAUAUAGCAAAAACCACAGAAAUUAUAACAUUUGUCUGUAUAUUAAUUUGUCUUGUAAAAUUGGUUUUAUGUUUUUUUUUGUCAUUUGCUUCAAUAAAAUAGUUCGAGAAUACUGCGGAUCAGUUGCGAAGAAAACUCUGGGGGCGUGGAACUUGAAUCUAAUAGUACCAGCCACGGGCGCUCCCACAUAUACAUUUGAAGAAGUUCUAACAGAAGACAGGAGUGUUUUUGCCAAUAAUGCACUAUAACGUUGGAUGCUGAUAAACCCCACCCCAGAAGAAGAAAAGUGCGAGUUGUUGAUUGAUAGAUAUCGGUUGAUAUCCAUGUGUUCAGCUGAUCUGCCGUAUGUGAAAGAGAGAGGAGCGGGGCACACUUUCUAAUUGACCUAUCACAAUUGAACUUUUGAGUAUGGUGCCCCAUAUGCUUGUAAUGCAGUCCAACUCAAUGUGCUGGGACGGAUAGAACUGACACAACAUGGAUAACGCCUGUGAAAAUGCCAAAGCAAGAGAAUGGAGCUAUGGUGAUGGAUACAGCCGCCAUAAUAUGGCUCAGUGGCAAAGUGCUCCCCCUGCUGGUGAAAGACAGUACCUCACCCAACAAGAAAGGGAACGCCAGUGGCUGAACCAUGAGAAAGAAGCUGCCAUACGGGCCCACUACAACUCCCUUAGACAAAACUCUCCAAUGGACUUCCGUGGACAUGGGGCACAAGAGACCCAGCCGCCACAUCUGUAUCAUCAGGACCAUCACAGAAUGGCUCAGAGUCAGAACAUAAGGGAUUGGCCAAAUCUCUAUGGACCCCUGAGAGGCCAGGCAUCCCCUAAUGUAACCUUACAUCGCAGUGGAGAGAUAACAGAAACAUGGGCUAAGAAUGAACCCCACUUCCCCAGCUAUGAGUUUUUGCCCACCCUCAUUGUUGAAAAAGGGCACGAGGAUAUAACCCAUCACCAUAAAACUGACUGGGAUUAUAUGGUUGGUCGGAUAGUGAAUCAUAACAAUCUCCAUUACUUGGAAAGCAAAUGGCAGAUGUUAGAUCCCACCUAUUCCAAUGGACAUGCUAGAGGACAUUUUAAUGAACAUUCAAGGGGACAUUCUAAUUCCUAUUCCAGGGUUCAUUCUACUGAAUGCUCAAAGGGAAGUUCUAGGGCUGACUCUAGUGGAUGUUCUAGGGGUGGCUCUAGUGGAUGUUCUAGGGGUGGCUCUAGUGGACGUUCUAGGGGUGGCUCUAGUGGACGUUCUAGGGGUGGCUCUAGUGGAUGUUCUAGGGGUGGCUCGAGUGGACGUUCUAGGAGUGGCUCUAGUGGACGUUCUAGGGGUGGCUCUAGUGGACGUUCUAGGGGUGGCUCUAGUGGAUGUUCUAGGGGUGGCUCUAGUGGAAGUUCUAGCGUCCAUUCCAGCAGGUCUCCCAGGCUGGACUUCCAGGCUAAGCAUGUCAACCCUUUUCAAACUAUGACCAACAGUUCUCCAGACAUUCAGAAUGCCAACAUCACUCCAACUGUUCCUAUGGUCAACAACAAACACAGUGAAACAACAUCAGGACAUACAACAGGUCCUGUGAGAUAUUCUACAUCACUUGUGCAGACCUUUACUACGACUGCACAGCAGUGUGUUUUUACAGAUUUCCCUUCCAUGGGAGGUACAGAAUCUGGUGUUGUUGACCUAAAAGCAGCCCAGGUAACAAGUGCAGACACCCAUGGUAUACUCGGACCUAGUGUUCCUUCCCAAGCCAUAACACAACAUACAGAUCAUCUUCCUGGCAAUGCUGCUCUGGUUUCUCACACACAGACCAUUACCACCCCAGAACAGCAACAUGCUUCCUCUCCUUCUCUCACUGACACCCCUCAGGAAAAACCUCAUAAACAUAAGAUCUCACUCAAGGAAAUACAGCACUGGCCCCAGAGUGUUUUAAGAUCUAAAAAUGGACCUGUAAAUGGGAAUAACUCAACACAAGACCCCUCUCAGUCCCUACAAUUCAGCACAGAGAAGAUGUAUGUUUUACAAGCAGGCAAAGCACAACUACAUCUAAACACCAAAGACUACCAGGCGAGGCCCCCUGAGAGGUUUAGUGAUGAGGACUCCACUAUACGGCUGGAGAGUAAGUCCACCCCCAGGUACAUGACCCUGACGGCAGUCGCCACCGCUCUGCCGCCCCCCGUGGCUAUCGUCCCGCCAAUGGGUCCACAGCAGUCCCCAGAGCCCAUGGAGACAGAGAAUGCAGGCAAUGAGCUGCCAUUUAAGAUUUUACAGACCUGGUCCAUCAACGAAAAACAGGCGGAAAACCUGUGGGAAAGAGCUAAAGAUGAUGCAAGUUCUCUCUCUGUCCUAAAUGAAAUGGUUCAAGUUGAGAGUCUUCUGGAGUGUGAUAAACCUGUAGAUGCAUCUGAAACAAGUUCAAUGGCAUCUACAGGAGAGGACAAUGAUGAGGUCCUUCAGGUCAUCACACAAAUGGACAAGAGAUCACCUUCACCAUUUGUCCACACCAACCCUCAGGCAACUGAUAUCGCAUGCAUCGGUGGUGCCCAGAUAAUCAUGGAAGGUAGCUCUAAUGUUGCAGAUGAGAGCACUCUUGAUUUGUCCACAAUUGCUGAAGUUCAGUUCAAGUUAUGUGCGCUGCAGAGACUGGUUACUUAUCUGGAGAGUGCGACAACAGUCACAGAGGCAAAGGAUGGUUGUCUCGGGGCCAUAUUGGAGUUGUAUUGGGGAGGGGAUACCUCUAACCUGUUAGAAGCUUUAAAAUAUCAAAUGGAUGAGAAAAUCAUGCAGGAUGUGUCUGCCUGGGCCGCAGAGGAUGAGAAGGCUGUGGUUUUCUUUGCAGUCAGUGGUAUAUCACUAGAGGAAGUGCUCGAGAAGUUUCCCAUUCCAGUACAUGUUGACACCUCUUCCCAAGUGGGUUAUAAUUCAUCAUGGUUAAAUGUCAACGAGAAGCUGAAUGACAUUGACAAAGAUUCUGGAAGAGCUUGGUCUCUGUGGUUCAUACCAGAUAAAGCAGAGGACAGUUCCAAAGUGGUUGGGGGUGUCCAGAUGGAUGACACCUUCCACAGCAAGAUGGAGACUGUGGAAUUGCCUGCAGAAGCAACAGACUCAGACCUCACAACAAACACAGACCUCACGAUGGACGUAGACCCCCCAACAAACACAGACCUCCCAACAAACGCAGACUUAGAGACAGAACCCCUUUCCCCAAUGAUUUUGACCGUCCUCACACCAGAGGAUGCUGUGAAACUGCUUGCUGAAACAGAGGCACCAGACACAGACCUCAAAACGGUCGUAGACCUCACAACAGACUCGGACACAGAACCCCUUUCCCCAAUGAAUUUGACCAUCCUGACAUCUGAGGAUGCCAUGAGACUGUUUUGCCAGAUCGAGAAUGGCUCUGACCUCCAAUUUGCGUCCCCUGAAUCCUGCUCUAAAAACAAAGAUAAGACACAGACAAAGCAACUAGAGAAUAUAGAAAGUGGCAGCUUAGAUAAGUCCUGCUACUGUCCUUGUGGUAUUGAAACUGACAAUGGGUUUGAAAUGGGCCUAUGCUCCAGUUGUCAGAGAGAGAAAGGAUUGCAGCAAGAUACAAGAUGCAUGACAAUCGCUCACUGCUUUACCAUGUCAUGUACAAAUGAUCAGGAGACAGAGGUCCCCAAGGACUCUGGGGGGAAGGUGACUGUUGACAGUCAAUGCAGGGACAAGAAGCAGAUACAUUCAACUGAAGAAGAGGGUGAUGACAAUAAAUCCAGUGACAAUAAGACACAGGGUGAAAUGCAGCAAUGGACAGGCGUCAUACCGAUCAUUGACUUUUUUUUCUGGUCAGAUACAAGUGAGGAUUCCGAUCAGGAGACAGAGGAGAGCUAUAAUGAACCACAUGCUCAGAUUGAGGCUCAUGCUUCUAAUGUGAAAAGGACAGAGCCUGAAACUGAUGCCAAAGCACCAUGUGAGUCAGCCCAAGAACGUACGACCCAAAGCAAAGUCAGUCCUGGUUCUGAGGAUAGGGAAAGAUGGCAAGAGAAGGACCAAGACUGCAGGAUGAGUACAUUACCACUUCCCAAGGUUGAAAGCCCCUCUAAGUUAAGAGCUAACAUCAUAGCAGACAACUGGUGUUCACCUAUAGAGGACUGUGGUUCACCUGUAGAAAAGUAUGACGAAGUUGCUGACUUUGUCACUCAAUACAAAACCUGCAAGUCAAAGAAAAAAGUACAUAAAAAAAUGGAAAAGGAGAAGACCCUCCAUCCAACGUCAUCUGACAGGCAAAAGCACAAGAAAAGCCAUGGGAGAGCAGAGAGGGGAAGGACACCAUCCCAAACCACGAAGUGCUCUGGGUUGAAGGCAACUGUGGAUAAUCAAUGCAGGGACAUGAAGCCACAUGCAUCACACAAGUGGAGACAUUCAACUGAGAGUGAUGAAAAUCGAUGUAAAGACAAGAAGAGGGGAUCAUCAACUGUGAAAGAGUGUGAGGGCUGUCAAUCCAGGGACAAGAAGCCACUGAAGAGGAGACAUUCAACUGAGAAAGAGAGAGAGGACAAUCAAAGUAGGGACAAGAUGUCACAGAAGAGGAGAAAUUCAACUGAAACUGACGGCAGGAACUCAACUCAACUCCAUGUGCAGGGAUCCUCAACCACCACCAUUCCUCACAAAAUCUCCAUAAACAUCCCCAAAAAGCCUUCCAUAAACGCCUCACCCUCAAAACAUACUGAAGUCCCCAGAAUGCCAAAGACUAAAGCCCAGAACAAAACUAACAGACACCAUUCCCUUGCAAAUUCAAUGUCUCCUGUUGUCAAAGAGCGGCAGAGGAACAACAUCAAACACAAGCAAAAAAUUAAAUGCCAAAAAGUCAGAUUGAAAAAGCUGUCCUUACCCAAACAUCUUGUCAGGAAAGGUUCUCCACCAAGCCGGGAGAGCGAGGUAGAUUCUCCACCAAGCCGGAAGAGAGAGAAAGGUUCCCCACCAAGGCAGAAGAGGGUGGCGGAUAGAGGAGAGUCCGGGGGUUUAGGGAUAAUGGUCUCUAAGAUUCCUGACUCGUCCAAGAAACUAAAUCCUACGGCAGAGAGUGACUUGACAUCCCAACAGAAAUUGACACAGAUUCCGAAGGUGUUGAAAAAGAAUGAGAAAGGAAGGUUGUCAAAAAGUGAGUGUGAGUACGACUCGCUGCCCCUCAAGCCAAAGCUGCCAAGGAUUCCGAAGCUUCCGAGGACUCCAGAGGUUUCAAAGGAUUGGUGUGAGAGAGAGAACAGAGAAGAGACAUCUCCCAGUGCUUCACCUGAAUCACAAACGCUGAACAAAUCUGCAAGAGUGGCACACAAGCCCAAACCUUUUAUGAAGCCUGCCAGGCCCAAAGGUUAUAGCCCAGGUAGUCAUGCUUGCCCUAAUCCGGCCAGGUUAUCACCGGAACAUGACAACCGCCAUUUUGGGGCAAAAGUCUCUGCGAGGCAGCAGGUGUUCUCAAAUUGGGAGAGCAGCUUUGUCCCGACUCCAAUCCCCCGGACUCGCAGGCGAUCAGGGUGUCCUCCAGAGGAAGUGGAAGGUCAACAGGCCAAUCCCAGGUCCAGCUCGGAGACCAGGAUCAUCCGACCCAUUCUAAAACGUGUCGAUGCUCCACCAAAACCCAAGCGGAACAUCAGCUUUCCUUUGAAUCCAAGGAACGUGCACUACUUCAAGCCCUGUGAAUAUGAAAAUUACAUCAUGUUCAACAGGUCUUACACAGAUCCGGAAGAUGCACAGCACUCUGAUGAUGAAGAGGAAGAUGCUUCUGUGAACUGCCAGAACAAGAAGAAACAGCCCCCUGUUAUGGAAGCGAAGCAGCAAGAUAUAGGGGAGCUGAAGCCUGGACCAAGCGGUUUAUGUGAAAAGCGCUUCAAAAGGAAGUGGGAAAUGCAGGAGCCUGCUGUCAUUUUGAUGAAGGAGAGCAUUGUUCAGGCAAAGCAUUGGACGAAGUCUCUCCAUCGUGAACCUCCAAAAGAAUUCAGACACUCAGCAAAAAUAACUGGAGUUGCUUACAUCAAGUCAGAGAAGCAGAAGAAGAGGCCAAAUGAAAUUGAAGGUUCCUCUCGAAAUUCAAGUCCCCUUCACGGUCACCAUCCAGCGUCCUCUCAGAAUGCAAGUCCCCUUCACGGUAACCAUCCUAUUGACUCUCUGCAUGCAAGUCCCCGUCACGGUCAUCAUUCAGGUUCCUCUCAGAUUGUAAGCCCCCCUCGUGGUCACCAUUCAUCCUCCAGCCAAGGGAAAAUAAUUGAGGCAACGGCUAGGCACCAUGGCUUUCCGGUGGACGAAUGGAACGAGCGGUGGUCAGAAGACAGACGUGAUUCGUAAGCCAAUCAGCCGGCCAUGACAGGAUACACCAGACAGUACAAUAGUUGAUGCAACCUGCAAAGACAAUGACAUCGUGCCUAUGCUGUUUUAAAAAAAACUUGAAACACUACAGACAGUGCCUAAAUUUAGGCUACAUUAUGCAGUUUACUUUUCUACGUGUUUUAAAAUUAAUACAUGUCUUAUUUCUCUCCCUAUAAUAAGGUCGGUUAUCUGCGGUUGAAACAUUCAGAAGUAUGUAUUAUAUUAUUAUUAUAUACUAUGUACAUUGUUACUCUUGACACCUAACAUGCUGACCAAACCGCCCGCUUGCGUGGGUACGCCAUCGCGUGCAGGUUGAUUUUGUUCACCCACACCAGAAGCGAUCAGGACGCGCAGGUUGAAAUAUCAAAACAAACUCUGAUUAGAUUCAUUUGUGGACAGGUCAAAAAGCAUUAAACAUUUAUGGCAAUUUAGAUAGCUAGCUUGCUGUUGCUAGCUAAUUUGUCCUGGUUCAGUGGGGCAAAAAAGUAUUUAGUCAGCCACCAAUUGUGCAAGUUUUCCCACUUAACAAUAUGAGAGAGGCCUGUAAUGUUCAUCAUAGGUACACUUCAACUAUGACAGACAAAAUGAGAAAAAAAAUCCAGGAAAUCACAUUGUAGGAUUUUUAAUGAAUUUAUUUGAAAAUUAUGGUGGAAAAUAAGUCACCUACAAACAAGCAAGAUUUCUGGCUCUCACAGACCUGUAACUUCUUCUUUAAGAGGCUCUGUCCUCCACUCGUUACCUGUAUUAAUGGCACCUGUUUGAACUUGUUAUCAGUAUAAAAUACACCUGUCCACAACCUCAAACAGUCACACUCCAAACUCCACUAUGGCCAAGACCAAAGAGCUGUCAAAGGACACCAGAAACAAAAUUGUAGACCUGCACCAGGCUGGGAAGACUGAAUCUGCAAUAGGUAAGCAGCUUGGUUUGAAGAAAUCAACUGUGGGAACAAUUAUUAGAAAAUGGAAGACAUACAAGACCACUGAUAAUCUCCCUUGAUCUGGGGCUCCACGCAAGAUCUCACCCCGUGGGGUCAAAAUUAUCACAAAAACGGUGAGCAAAAAUCCCAGAACCACACGGGGGGACCUAGUGAAUGACCUGCAGAGAGCUGGGACCAAAGUAACAAAUCCUACCAUCAGUAACACACUACGCCGCCAGGGACUUAAAUCCUGCAGUGCCAGACGUGUCCCCCUGCUUAAGCCAGUACAUGUCCAGGCCCGUCUGAAGUUUGCUAGAGAGCAUUUGGAUGAUCCAGAAGAAGAUUAGGAGAAGGUCAUAUGGUCAGAUGAAACCAAAAUAUAACUUUUUGGUAAAAACUCAACUCGUCGUGUUUGGAGGACAAAGAAUGCUGAGUUGCAUCCAAAGAACACCAUACCUACUGUGAAGCAUGGGGUGGAAACAUCAUGCUUUGGGGCUGUUUUUCUGCAAAGGGACCAGGACGAAUGAUCCCUUUAAAGGAAAUAAUGAAUGGGGCCAUGUACCGUGAGAUUUUGAGUGAAAACCUCCUUCCAUCAGCACGGGCAUUGAAGAUGAAACGUGGCUGGGUCUUUCAGCAUGACAAUGAUCCCAAACACACCGCCCAGGCAACGAAGGAGUGGCUUCGUAAGAAGCGUUUCAAGGUCCUGGAGUGGCCUAGCCAGUCUCAAGAUCUCAACCCUAUAGAAAAUCUUUGGAGGGAGUUGAAAGUCUGUGUUGCCCAGCAACAGCCCCAAAACAUCACUGCUUUAGAGGAGAUCUGCAUGGAGGAAUGGGCCAAAAUACCAGCAACAGUGUGUGAAAACCUUGUGAAGACUUACAGAAAACGUUUUGACCUCUGUUAUAUACCCUUUGUUGGCAAUGACAAAGUAUUGAGAUAAACUUUUGUUAUUGACCAAAUACUUAUUUUCCACCAUAAUUUGCAAAUAAAUUCAUUAAAAAUCAUACAAUGUGAUUUUCUGUAUUUUUUUCUCAUUUUGUCUGUCAUAGUUGAAGUGUACCUAUGAUGAAAAUGACAGGCCUCUCUCAUAUUUUUAAGUGGGAGAACUUGCACAAUUGGUGGCUGACUAAAUACUUUUUUGCCCCACUGUAUAUAAACAUUGGGUUGUUACUUUACCUGAAAUGCACAAGGUCCUCUACUCUGACAAUUAAUCCACAGAUAAAAUGGUAAACCGAAUUUGUUUCUCGUCAUCUCUCCUUAAGGCUUUUUUUUCUUCUUUGGACUUUAUAUGGCGGUUGGCAACCAACAUUACUGCAUUACUACAACCGACCAGAGUGUGGAUAUAAGUUCAUCUUUCAAUACCCCAGGUGGGUAUAUGCUCCUAAAAACCAAUGAGGAGAUGGGAGAGACCGGACUUGCAGCACGUUGAGUGUCGCAAAUAGAACCAAUUUCUAUUUUAGCUCCUGGCCGCGCAGGCGCUCGCUGACGCACAAUGAUUGAUUAACAUGUAUGUUUACAUUUAUUUUGCAACGCUCGCGCAUGCGACGAAAGCAGUGUGGUCAGCAUGUAAGGGUGAUUGGCGUUUGGUUAUCCAUAUUCCUACAGUAUUGUUUGCCUGCAUUGUUAGGGCAUAAUCAUAAUGAUGGUAUUGGAAAUUGUAUUUUGUUUGUUUACAGUAUUUUUUGACUCUACCUAUUGCAGCCAGAACCAAAGCUAAAGGGGAGAAACCAGACGAGUUUAUGUUGUCCCAUACACAAAACAUGUCAAUUGUAACAGGUGUUUUUUAACACUGGUUAUACAUGUAUCAUAUAUGUCUGACAUCAAAUGAUAUUUGAAAGCUGUUGUCAUUUGUUUAAUGUGGUUCCUUGCACUGGGUUUAUAGUUAUCUGUGGCUAUAGAUGAUUUUUGUAGUUAAAUUCAACUGAUGCUGCUGAUGUUUCGGGUUUUGAGGAAUGUGUGUAGUUUACAGGUCACUGGUUUUAUACUACGUCUUAAAGUUGUCAAUCCCAUGUUUUGUUUUUAAUAUUUGUCCGUUUUGAUGCUGUAUUGUUUUAUAUAUACUCCUCUGAUGUUUACUGUAUUGUUAUGGCACUGAACUAAUAUUACUAUAGAAAAUAAGUUGUUGUUACCUAUCCUCUCAGGCUACCCAGCAUCCAAUGAAGGUAAUUGUAGUAUUAUUUACCUUCACCACCAGUCAAAGACUACAUUUGAGACACACACAGUUACACCACCAGAGAGAAGCAAAGUACAAUGUUCCUUUCAUUUCAGUCACUCACUUGUGCAAGGCUUCUUUCUCGGGUUCUCCUAUGUGUUGAGACUUGAAAGACUCACAUAGGUGAAUGGAUCAGAACAGAUAACAGAGGGGAAUCUUCAGUCAUAUUUUCUGUUUCUACACAACACUUAUUGUAUAUUUAUUGGAGAAAGCCAAAGAGAAACUGCUGCCUACAAGGACAAGAGUGGUGGAGGCCUGUUGAGAAUGUACACUACCGGUCAAAAGUUUUAGAAAACCAAAUGAUUCAAGAGUUUUUCUUUAUUUUUUUUACUAUUUUCUACAUUGUAGAAUAAUAGUGAAUACAUCAAAACUAUGAAAUAACACAUGGAAUCAAGUGGUAACCAAAAAAGUGUUAAACAAAUCAAAAUAUUUUUUGAAAUAGUCACCCUUUGCCUUGAUGACAGCUUUGUACACUCUUGGCAUUCUCUCAACCAGCUUCAUGAUGUAGUCACACUUUUUUGGUUACGACACGAUUCCAUGUGUUAUUUCAUAGUUCUGAUGUCUUCACUAUUAUUCCAGUGUACAAAAUAGUAAAAAUAAAGAAAAACCCUUGAAUGAGUAGUUGUUAUAAAACGUUUGACUGGUAGUGUAUAGUUAAGCAAUAAGGCAUGGGAUAUGGUCCAAGUUGUGUCGUACGUAAGAACAGCCCUAAGUCAUGGUAUAUUGGCCAUAUACCACAAAUCCCCGAGAUACCUUAUUGCUAUUAUAAAUUGGUUACUGAUGUAAUUGGGCUCCCGAGUGGCUCAGUGGUCUAAGGCACUGCAUCAUAGCGCUAGAGGUGUCACUACAGACUCUGGUUCGAUUCCAGGCUGUAUCUAAACCGGAAGUGAUUUGGAGUCCCAUAGGGUGGUGCACAAUUGCCGUCAUUGUAAACUGACUUGCCUAGUUAAAUAAAGGUUUUUAAAAAUUAUAAUUUGAGCAGUAAAAAUAAAUGUUUUGUCAUACUGGUGAUAUAUGAUCUGAUAUAUCACGGCUGUCAGCCAAACCACCCAGUUUAUAAUACAAGAUGUAUCUCUUCAGGAGUUGAAAAUUCCUAACCUUACAUACAGUACCUAGCCUGCUAUUUCCCUGAUAUUCCUAUCCCAUGUAACAGACACAAUGGACUUCCUCAGGUUAAUGACUGGUGAGGUGAGGAGAAUGAACAUGAGAGUUUUAGCACUGUGCUGGGAAGGGCCUUUUCCUCCACAGCCCAGCGCCUCUCAUCUGACACCUGCUGAGAUCAAAACACACACAGCUCAUUUACAGCCAUUCAGAGGACAGUGGGAUAUUAUGACCCCUUGUGAGAACCUAUCUUCCUGUCACAUAGUCUGAGGAAUAAGAGGGGAGAACAGGGAGGAGGAUAGAGGAGAAAAGCUAUUAUUACAUUGGCUAACUCCAUAAUUCUCUGUCAUGGAUUGUGUGAACACUGGCUGGAUUUAACCCUCCGAUCCCCCAGGCAAGGUCAGCCAUGUACAGAAUCCUGUAGCCUGGCUCUUCCCAAACUGGGGUAGCAAUGCCGUCCGGGGUAUGCCAUAAAAAAAAAUGUGAGUCACAUUUUCAAACAGUCCAUUUAGACUUUUCAACAGGGCUAUACAUUUGGGUGAUGUUUUUUUCUUGCCUGAGUAGCCUCGUUUCACUACCAAAAAUAAAAUUAAACCAUCUAGUGUUCAGCGAAAUAACCAUUUUCAGCAUUAUGCAAUGAUAUGCGCGGCGACCAUGUAAAGCUUUUACAACAUACAGAAUAAGUGCGCUGGUUAUCAAGGGGGAAAGUAUUGACACGUUUCUUUUUCAAUUGAGAGAUGAGCUUAAAGUUGUCUUUACUGACCAUACUGUUCACCUAUCUGACCGCUUGCACGAUGACGAGUUUCUCACACGACUGGCUUAUCUGGGCGAUGUUUUUUCUCGCCUGAAUGAUCUGAAUCUAGGAUUACAGGGACUCUCCACAACUAUAUUCAAUGUGCGGGACAAAAUUGACGCUAUGGUUAAAUUGGAGUUCUUCUCUGUCUGUAUUAACAAGGACAACACACAGGUAUUUCCAUCAUUGUAUGAUUUUUUGCAAACGAACUCAAGUUUACGGAAAAUGUCAAAUGUGAUAUAGCGAAGCACCUGAGUGAGCUGGAUGCGCAAUUACGCAGGCACAUUCCCGGAACGGACGACACAAACAACUGGAUUUGUUAUCCCUUUGAUGCCCUGCAUCCACUCCACUUACCGAUAUCUGAACAAGAGAGCCUCAUCGAAAUUGCAACAAGCGGUUCUGUGAAAAUGUAAUUUAAUCAGAAGCCACUGCUAAAUUUCUGGAUAGUGCUGCGCUCAGAAGACACUGGUGCCCUUUGCAACCACGUACCUAUGUGAAGGUGGAUUCUCGGCCCUCACUGGCAUGAAAACUAAAUACAGGCACAGACUGUGUGUGGAAAAUGAUUUAAGAUACACUCUCCAAUACAACCCAUCAUUGUAGUUAUGUGCAUCCUUUCAAGCACACCGUUCUCAUUAACCUGUGGUGAGUUAUUCACAAUUUUGGAUGAACAAAUAAGGUUUUAUAUGUAAGAUGGCUAA
Molecule: messenger RNA, 12479 nt
Organism: Oncorhynchus keta (chum salmon)
Lineage: Eukaryota; Metazoa; Chordata; Actinopteri; Salmoniformes; Salmonidae
Product: DENN domain-containing protein 5B-like
Exons: 4
Coding region: 925-6741 (1938 amino acids)
Molecular function (GO): guanyl-nucleotide exchange factor activity; small GTPase binding
Source: RefSeq, a predicted model, not a curated record